AUGGAGGACUGCCUUCACACCUCCUCUGAAAACCUCUCCAAGCUGGUGAGCUGGGCCCACAGCCACGGGACCAUCUGCAGCCUCAUCCCCAACCUCAAGCACCUGCUCUCCGAGGGGGCCCACGGCAACCUGACAGCCAUGUGGGGCUGUAGCGCCGGCCAUGCCUACCACUGGCCCCUUUUUUCCGGGGAGCGUGUUUGCUCCCAGGCCGGCCGCAGCUUCAACUCGGACAGCCCCAGCAUGCUGGGCGUCCCCUCAGAGGCACAGGCCAGCCCCCUGGAGCGCUACCAUGGCAGGCCGGGGAAGGCCAAGCUGGACUGCACCCGCACUCGUGACUCCUGUGACUUCUCCUACUGCAGUGAACCAUCGGAGCUGGGUGAGCCCGUGGAGGAGUAUGAGGAUGAGGCCACCCUCUUUGACAUGGUUUGCGAGUCUUCUGUCACUGAUGAGGACAGCGACUUUGAGCCACAUCCCCACCGGGUCCCCUCCGGCCCUC
Apaloderma vittatum (bar-tailed trogon) is the source of this 496-nucleotide messenger RNA. RefSeq lists its product as uncharacterized. The record is from RefSeq and is a predicted model, not a curated record. Lineage: Eukaryota; Metazoa; Chordata; Aves; Trogoniformes; Trogonidae.